Messenger RNA from Mercenaria mercenaria, 3628 nucleotides. Its product is annotated as patched domain-containing protein 3-like. Gene Ontology annotation, molecular function: transmembrane transporter activity. The record is from RefSeq and is a predicted model, not a curated record. Gene Ontology annotation, cellular component: membrane. The transcript has 9 exons. Gene Ontology annotation, biological process: transmembrane transport. Lineage: Eukaryota; Metazoa; Mollusca; Bivalvia; Venerida; Veneridae. Bases 317 to 3391 code for a protein of 1024 amino acids.
UUCAUCUAGGAUGAAUCAACAUAGCCUUCGUGAUCAAUCAUGAAUAUCCUAAUAUAUAUGAAUAGUUAUAUUAAAUUGUAGCUUUCUAACUUCGCUGCGCACUCAGGCACAACGCGGAACUUUUACAGUCAUUUCAAACAGUGCAUUGUGAAUUAUAUUUAGAUUAUGUCAUUUUAACAUAAAAUUUGCAUUCUUCUUUAUACAGGACUUCAAAGAAUGCUUAUUUUGAUAUCAGUUUGCUGGUAAUUAUUGGUGUACAUUAGAUGGAUUCUUUGAUGUGAUUCAAUGUAGAUAGGAGCCCUGAUGAAUCGUUGAAAUGAAGAAGUUUAAUUCAUGCUACGAAUUUGUGGAAAGGAAGAUUGGAGCGGGAUUUGCAAGAUACGGACGUUUUGUUUCCCACCAUGCUUGGAAAAUUAUCAUUGCAACAGUCAUUGUGAACGGAGCGCUUGGAAUAGGAAUGAUCAAGCUCCAGAGUGACAUUGAAACCGGAAACGUUUAUCUUCCUCAAGGGACGGAGUCACGUGAUGAUCUUGCACGGGUAGAUGACAUUUUUCCUAAUCUCAGCGGUUCCAAUUUCAACCCACUUACAGUAUCAAUCGUGGAAGGUCUAUACGCAAGAGUUAUUGUUCGAGCUACAUCAGGAAAUCUUCUCGACAAGACAGUGUUGGAAGAAAUUAAAACGAUGUCGGACUUCAUUCAAAACAUUGAAACAAAGAACGACGAUGGAUCAACAAUAAAGUUUUCUGACGUAUGUGCUAGGUCUCACUCUCGCUGUGCUAUUGAGGGGAACAUUUUCUGGGAUGAAGAUUUUCUCAAAGCGGUAGACAAUACCAAUGUCACCUACCCUGUGUUUUUCUCUUCGUCAAGCGGCAGUCAAGAUUAUUCUUCGAUUGUAGGAAAGGUGACACUAGACAGUUCUGGGAAAUAUUUGACUAAAAUGGAAUUUCUUCGCAUUGGCUUCAACAUACGGACGGACGAGGACAAAUACAAGGUCAUGGCCGAAAAAUGGGUAGCAGAAUUUCUAAUACAUCUGCAGUCAUACACGAGCAGUAACAAGUUCGAUUUUGCGUACGGUCAUCAUAAUUCUCUGGACGAGGAACUGGACGAGAAUGUAUCAGGAGAUAUAGCACUGUUCGCCGCCACAAUAGCCAUGAUGAUGACAUACGCUUGUGUCGCCACAUUAUCUUCCAGAAUAACGGACCAGGUUGGACAACGCAUGUGGCUAGGUUUCGGUGGGAUUUUGGCAGCAGGGCUAGCAAUCGUUUCAAGUUUUGGUAUCUGCGCAGCUUGUGGUGUGGAUUUCGUCAGUAUAGUUGGCAUCGUACCUUUCCUCAUCAUUGGUAUUGGUAUUGACGACAUGUUCUUACUGCUGUCCGGUUUAUCAGAAGCACAAACAAAACACUCGGUGGAAGACAAGAUGGCGGAAACAUUACGUAUUUCCGGUGUAGGGAUAACAAUAACUUCAGUAACAGACAUCAUUGCUUUUAUGGCCGGUGCUGGAUCAAGUUUCAUCGCCGUUAGAAACUUCUGUAUCUAUACAGCCGUUGCCGUCGUGUUCUGCUACAUCAACAACGUAACGUUAUUCGCAGCUUGCAUUGCUAUAAACGAACGCCGUGUUGGAGACAACCGUCACUACAUGACCUGCAGACGCAUACAAACAAAAGAAGUCUUAAAAAUUGAAAACAAAUCAAAAAAAUACAUUUUGUGCUGCGGAGGCCGCCCACCUAAAAACAGAGAAGAGGCUGAGAGUUUUGUGGACAAACUCCCACGUUGGUUAAUUCCAAAGAUUGUUUUGAAACUGCCUUUCAAAAUUAUAAUUAUCAUUCUGUUUCUCGGAUAUUUGGCUGCUGCUAUUUACGGUUGUGUAAAUCUAAAACAGGGUUUACUGUUCACCCAGUUAGUGAGUGAUGAUUCGUAUUUUUUCAAGUAUUCCGAAUGGGAGCAGAACUACUUCAAGCGGAAUGACGCCGUGGCUUUUGUCAUCCCGAGCACGCACGAGUAUUCUAAAACGGAGACACAAUCAAUGAUAGAUGAACUGAUCUCAAGUGUUCAGUCUAAUAAAUACUUCGACGAUGAUUUUGAAGUAAACUGGUUAAAGACGUACAUGAAUUCCGAAUACAUCAAUGGCUCAUCAGAGUCAGAAUUCAUUUCCGGUCUCCAAAAAUUUCUUGGUGACCCGCGAUAUUCCAUAUUUGUAAACGACGUUAAAAUUGAUUCUAUAAAUAACCAUAUAACAUCGUCACGUGUAUAUGUUCUGACGGUUGAUUUAGAAGAUAGCCAAGAAGAAGGCAAAAUGAUGCUGGAGUCUCGAGAUUUAGCGAGCGCUGCAACAAUUGACUGUUUUGCUUUUGCGCCGCCUUUUGUUGCUUAUGAGCAGUACGUUCGUAUACUAGGCCAGACUCUUCAAUCUGUGGGCAUAGCUUUAGUGGCUGUGUUUAUAAUCACGUGUAUCUUUAUGCCACAUCCGGUGAUGAUAAUAUUUGUCACAGUGGUUGUUACAAUGAUUAUGAUUGGCGUGUUUGGAUUCAUAUAUUAUAUAGACGUCGCUUUGAGUGCAAUCACGAUGAUUCAUAUGAUUAUGAGUAUAGGUUUCUCGGUUGAUUUCACCGCACACAUAUGCCAUGGUUACAUGAUUUCGAAUGGUGCGACACGUGACAUAAGGGUCAAACAGGCCAUAGACAAAACUGGUGCACCGAUAUUUCAUGGCGCUGUUUCAUCCCUCUUUGGUAUAUUAGUUCUUGUCGCGGCAAAAUCAUAUAUUUUUAGAACAUUUGCAGCUGUCAUGUCUUUUGUUUUGCUUUUUGGAAUUGCGCAUGCGUUACUGCUGCUUCCGGUCAUAUUGUCAUGGAUAGGACCGGGUAGAAUAGAUUCCGAGGAUGAAGGAACCAAACGUUUAAAGAGAGAGAACUCACCAAAGUGGAAUCAGAAUGAGUAUUUUGAAACAGAUGGAGCUUUCAUUAAUGUCGUUUCGAAUAGGGCUACCAGGCAAAAUGGUUUGGGACAUAGGUCUCAGGUACAGCUACCGAAAAAGAAAAAUAAUGAAAUCCAGUUUAACGAAGCAAAUAACGUGAUAAGUACAGACAUUUCUGCAAGUCAUUUAAAUGACGCCUUUGUAAACGGACCAACAGAAGAUCCUCAUGCAAUUGUUGAAAGGAAUAUUCCUGACGAACCGGACAGUAAACAGAAUGAGCUGAAGGUAGCGGAAGCUGGAGAUAAUGUUUUGAAGGUGCCGUAUAAUGAAACAGUUCCGGAAGAUAAACUCGAAAACGACAAAUAUAACACAGUGAAUGCUGAUAAUGACAGAGUUAACUUUAAAAAGUAUGCCGCUAUGUAUAACCUCAACAUUUCUGGUUCAGACGGUGAAUAUUCAUGGCAUGAGAUCAAACAAUAAAUCAAAUAGUACUACGCAAUAUAUAUACUGAAUGCUUUUUUUUUUCACUUGUGAAAUAAAUGUGCACAUAUCACUUGGUUCUAACAUAUCUAUUCCCGACGAUAUUAGAACGAAAGACAAGUCUCCUAAAAUGGACUAAGAAAUGAAAGUUUCGCAUAAGUACAAUGAAGCUUUAAAUAUGCAAUGAUUGUGGAAUUGUAGUCUCCUAUCUCAACAAAUUGUUUCCGGAAAAACAAU